AUGAGUGCCAACGGGCCAGCCAACGCCCCUGCGGCCCCGGCUGCAACCCCAGUUGCCCCGCUGGUGCCCAGUCCGGGAGCCGCCCCUCCGGCUGCCCCGGUCCCGGUGCCGACCGUCCCGGUGGGCGCAUUGGCACAGAAGAAGCGGGCACAGUACGCCAAAAGCAAGAAGCAGGGGAGCAACGCCAACACCAGGCCAGCCAGGGCCCUGUUCUGCCUCAAACUCAACAAUCCCAUACGAAGAGCCUGCAUCAGCCUGGUAGAGUGGAAGCCAUUUGAUAUCUUUAUAUUAAUAGCUAUUUUUGCCAACUGUAUGGCCUUAGCUGUGUACAUCCCCUUCCCUCAGGAUGACUCCAACUCCACCAACCAUGACCUGGAAACGGUAGAACAUGUCUUCCUCGUCAUUUUCACUAUCGAAACCUUUCUGAAGAUUAUCGCCUACGGUUUAGUGGCACACCAGAACGCGUAUGUGAGAAACGGAUGGAACAUGCUGGAUUUUGUCAUCGUCGUUGUCGGGCUGUUCAGUGUUGUCCUGGAGCUUUUGACCAAAGACUCUGUUGAGACGAAGGAGGAAGCGGAGGCGGGCGCGGCGGCGGCCGCGGCGGCGGCAGCGCUCCACCCCUCCGCCCACGGCCACGGGGGAAAGUCGGGCGGCUUCGACGUCAAAGCCCUCCGGGCCUUCCGUGUGCUGCGACCCCUACGCCUGGUCUCAGGAGUGCCCAGUUUACAGGUGGUGUUGAACUCCAUUAUUAAAGCCAUGGUCCCUCUCCUCCACAUCGCCCUGCUGGUCCUGUUUGUCAUCAUCAUCUACGCCAUCAUCGGCCUUGAGCUCUUCAUUGGCAAAAUGCACGCUACCUGCUUCUUCCCCAGCACAGGCAUGAUAGCGGAGGACGAGCCGGCUCCAUGUGCGAUCUCAGGGCACGGGCGCCAGUGUCCCAUCAAUGGCACCGAGUGCAGGGAGGGCUGGCACGGCCCCAACGACGGCAUCACCAACUUUGACAACUUCCUGUUCGCCAUGCUGACCGUGUUCCAGUGUAUCACCAUGGAAGGCUGGACGGACGUGCUCUACUGGAUGAACGAUGCUAUGGGUCUAGAGCUUCCAUGGGUCUACUUUGUAUCUCUGGUCAUCUUCGGCUCCUUCUUUGUUCUAAACCUGGUUCUGGGAGUGUUGAGCGGAGAGUUCUCCAAGGAGAGAGAGAAGGCCAAGGCUCGUGGAGACUUUCAGAAACUGAGAGAGAAGCAACAGCUGGAGGAGGACCUCAAGGGCUACCUGGACUGGAUCACUCAGGCCGAGGACAUCGACCCGGAGAACGAGGACGAGGAGGGCUAUGAGGAGGGCAAACGCAACCUGAGUAUACCAGCCAGUGAGACAGAGUCGGUGAACACAGAGAACGUGGCCGAGGAUGAGGCGAAGACACCGUGCUGCGGACCUUUUUGUCAAAAAAUUUCAAAAUCAAAGUUCAGUCGGCGCUGGCGUCGCUGGAACAGGUUCUGCCGCAGAAAGUGCCGGGUGGCGGUGAAAUCGGUGCCUUUCUAUUGGCUGGUGAUCAUCCUGGUGUUUCUCAACACGCUCACAAUCUCCUCCGAGCACUACAACCAGCCUGACUGGCUCACACAAGUACAGGACGUGGCAAACAAGGUUCUGCUGGGCAUGUUUACGUGUGAGAUGAUGACCAAGAUGUACAGUCUGGGCCUGCAGGCCUACUUUGUGUCCCUGUUCAACCGAUUUGACUGCUUCGUGGUGUGUGGAGGCAUCACCGAGACCAUCCUGGUGGAGCUGGCCAUCAUGUCUCCUCUGGGCAUCUCCGUGUUCCGCUGUGUCCGCUUGCUCAGGAUCUUCAAGGUCACACGUCACUGGCAGUCUCUCAGUAACUUGGUGGCGUCGCUGCUCAACUCCAUGAAGUCCAUCGCCUCUCUGCUGCUCCUGCUCUUCCUCUUCAUCAUCAUCUUCUCCCUGCUGGGCAUGCAGGUGUUCGGGGGCAAGUUCAACUUCGACGAGACGCAGACCAAGAGGAGCACCUUCGAUAACUUCCCCCAGGCACUGCUCACUGUGUUUCAGAUCCUGACAGGUGAAGACUGGAACGCCGUGAUGUAUGACGGCAUCAUGGCGUACGGCGGCCCUUCUUCCUCGGGGAUGAUCGUCUCCUUCUACUUCAUUAUCCUCUUCAUCUGCGGAAACUACAUCCUGCUGAACGUCUUCUUGGCUAUCGCUGUGGACAACCUGGCAGACGCAGAGUCUCUCAACGCUCCAGGAGACAAAAAGGACGAGAAAAAGGAAGAGGUAAAACUCCACCCCAGACAUAUUGCACCAGUGGAGGAGGAAGAGGAGAAUGCUGCAGAGGAGGAGGAGGAGCCAGAGGUUCCAGCAGGGCCACGCCCAGCCAUCUCUGAGCUGGUCAAGAAGGAGAAGAUCACCCCCAUCCCUGACGGCAGCGCUUUCUUCAUCUUCAGCAAGACCAACCCGAUCCGGGUGGGAUGUCAUAGACUCAUCAACCACCACAUCUUCACCAACCUCAUCCUGGUCUUCAUCAUGCUCAGCUCGGUCUCCCUCGCUGCAGAGGACCCCAUACGCAACUUCUCCGCACGCAACAUCGUCCUAGGCUAUGCAGAUUACGUCUUCACUAGCAUGUUUACAUUUGAGAUCAUGUUGAAGAUGACCACAUACGGAGCGUUCCUCCAUAAAGGGGCGUUCUGUAGGAACACCUUCAACCUGUUGGAUCUGCUGGUGGUGGGGGUCUCCCUAGUCUCCUUCUGCAUCCAGUCCUCCGCCAUCUCAGUGGUGAAGAUUCUGAGAGUCCUGCGAGUGCUCAGGCCCCUGAGGGCCAUCAACCGAGCCAAGGGCCUCAAGCACGUGGUCCAGUGUGUGUUCGUGGCCAUCCGGACCAUCGGUAACAUCAUGAUCGUCACCACGCUGCUGCAGUUCAUGUUCGCCUGCAUAGGAGUGCAGCUGUUCAAGGGGAAGUUUUACCGCUGCACGGACGAAGCCAAGUCUGGCCCCGACGAUUGCAAGGGCACCUACAUCCUUUAUAAGGACGGGGACGUGAACCAGCCGUUCCUCCAUAAGAGAGUGUGGCACAACAGCGAGUUCAACUUUGACAACGUGCUCAUGGCCAUGAUGGCUCUGUUCACUGUGUCUACCUUCGAGGGCUGGCCUUCGUUGCUCUACAAGGCCAUAGACUCGAACAGGGAGAACCUGGGUCCCAUCUACAACUACCGCAUCGAGAUCUCCAUCUUCUUCAUCAUCUACAUCAUCAUCAUCGCCUUCUUCAUGAUGAACAUCUUCGUGGGUUUCGUCAUCGUUACGUUUCAGGAGCAGGGAGAGAAAGAGUACAAGAACUGUGAGCUGGAUAAGAACCAGCGUCAGUGUGUGGAGUAUGCCCUGAAGGCCCAUCCGUUGAGGAGGUACAUCCCUAAGAACCCCUACCAGUAUAAGUUCUGGUACGUGGUCAACUCCACCGGGUUUGAGUACAUCAUGUUCGUCCUCAUCAUGCUCAACACACUCUGCCUGGCUGUGCAGCACUAUGGCCAGUCUGCGACAUUUAACUAUGUGAUGGACAUCCUCAACAUGGUCUUCACUGCUGUUUUCACUGCGGAGAUGGUGCUCAAACUCAUCGCCUUCAAACCCAGGCACUAUUUCACUGAUGCGUGGAACACGUUUGAUGCCUUAAUUGUAGUUGGUAGCGUCGUUGAUAUUGCUAUCACUGAAGUGAAUCCAACGGAGGCUCCUCAGGUGGAUGAGUCGGGGAACACGGAGGACAACGCUCGCAUCUCCAUCACCUUCUUCCGCCUCUUCCGAGUCAUGCGAUUGGUCAAACUGCUGAGCAGAGGGGAGGGGAUCCGCACCCUCCUGUGGACCUUCAUCAAGUCUUUCCAGGCUCUGCCAUAUGUUGCCCUUCUGAUCGCCAUGCUCUUCUUCAUCUAUGCAGUCAUUGGCAUGCAGGUGUUUGGGAAGAUAGCCAUGGUGGACGGCACCCACAUCAACCGGAACAACAACUUCCAGACCUUCCCUCAGGCCGUGUUGCUGCUCUUCAGGUGUGCCACGGGCGAGGCGUGGCAGGAGAUCAUGUUGUCGUGUAUUUCGGGAAAGCUGUGUGACCCAGAGUCGGACUACAACCCUGGGGAGGAGAUGACCUGUGGCGCCAGCUUCGCCUACAUCUACUUCAUCAGCUUCUACAUGCUCUGUGCCUUCCUGAUUAUCAAUUUGUUUGUGGCGGUCAUCAUGGACAACUUUGACUACCUUACUCGCGAUUGGUCCAUCCUGGGUCCUCACCACUUGGACGAGUUCAAGAGGAUCUGGUCUGAGUACGACCCAGAGGCCAAGGGCAGGAUUAAACAUCUGGACGUGGUCACUCUGCUCCGACGCAUCCAGCCUCCACUGGGCUUCGGCAAACUCUGCCCUCAUAGAGUGGCCUGCAAGAGACUGGUGGCCAUGAACAUGCCUCUAAACAGCGACGGCACCGUCAUGUUCAAUGCGACGCUGUUUGCGUUAGUACGCACCGCCCUGAAGAUCAAAACAGACGGUAAUCUGGAGCAGGCCAACGAGGAGCUGAGAGCCGUCAUCAAGAAGAUCUGGAAGAGGACCAGCAUGAAACUGCUGGAUCAAGUGGUGCCCCCUGCUGGUGAUGAUGAGGUAACCGUGGGGAAGUUCUAUGCCACCUUCCUGAUACAGGACUACUUUAGGAAAUUCAAGAAACGUAAAGAGGAGGGCCUGGUGGGGGUGCACGCCUCCCAGAACAACACAGCCAUCGCUCUACAGGCUGGCCUUCGCACGCUACAUGAUAUUGGGCCCGAAAUUCGACGAGCGAUAUCAUGUGACCUGCAAGAUGAGGAGCUAGUAGACUUUAUUCCAGAGGAGGACGAGGAGAUUUAUAGGCGCAAUGGUGGCCUGUUCGGUAACCACAUCAACCAUGUGAACGGGGACCACCACCGGCGCUCGUCAGGGCAACAGACCAACGCCACCCAGCGGCCCCUGCAGGUGCAGCCGCCUCCGCACUAUGCCCACAUGGAGCAGCCGGUGGGGCGUCUCUGCCGGGCCAACGUCAUGUCCCACCCGCACCCCAAUCACCACCACCACAACUCCUCGUACGGCAAGUCGCCCAAGUCCACCAACGUCAACCUGAACAACGCCAACGUGUCCAGUCUGCCCAACGGAGGAGGACACCACCACCGUUACUAUGAGUACACUCCGCCCCCCGCCAACGGUUACCCGGGACACCGCGGUGGCCUCUACUACACCGACUUCGACAAGCCGCCACCUCGCGGCACGCCGCAGGGACAAAGGCGCUACUAUGAGACCUAUGUUAGGUCCCACCGGGGAGACGCCCGCCUUCCCACCAUCCGGCGGGAGGAGUUUGAGGAUGACAGGUACUCGGGAGAGUACUACAGCGGGGAGGAGUUCUACGAGGACGACAGCAUGUUGUCAGGAGACAGGUACCAGAACAGUGACACGGAGUACGAGACGCCGAGAGGCUACCAUCACCCCAACAGUUACUACAACGACGACGAGCAACCCCUCUACCAAGACGGAAGGAGGUCGCCUAAGAGACGGAUGCUUCCUGCCACGCCCCAAGGUCACAGGAGGCCCUCCUUCAACUUUGAGUGUCUGAGAAGGCAAGGCAGUCAGGACGAGCUGCCACACCAACGCACUGCUCUACCACUGCACCUAAUGCAGCACCAGGUGAUGGCUGUAGCAGGGCUGGACUCCAGCAGAGCCCACCAUCUCUCCUCCACCCGCUCCUGGACCAAUCCCCCCGCCACUCCAGCCAGUAAGGAGCAGUCGCCCUGCUACACGCCCCUCAUCCGGGUGGAUCACCCCGGACGCAGUGGCGUCAGCAGCCAGGUGCCUCUGAGGAAGAGCUCUUGGUACACAGACGACCCAGAGUACUCCCAGGGGAUCUAUUCCCCCGUCCACCUCCAGGUGGCCCCGGAGUACCACCAGCAGCGCCAUCAGAAGAGCGCCACCUCCUUGGUGGAGGCGGUGUUGAUAUCAGAGGGUCUCGGGAGAUACGCCAUGGAUCCAAAGUUUGUGGCCGCCACCAAGCACGAGAUAGCGGACGCGUGCGAGAUGACCAUCGACGAGAUGGAGAGCGCGGCCAGCCACCUGCUGAGCGCUGGCGUGGUGCCGGCGGUUAACGGGGUCAACGUGUACCCCGUCAUGAGCGAGCGGGACUACGACCUUCAAGACGCCACGGCCCGUUAUAGUGACGAGGAGCCGGAGGUGGAGCUUAGAGUGGUGUACGAGGAGGACCUGGCAGGCGAGAUGAUCUGCAUCACCACUUUAUAGCAUCGGCUGGAGAAUAAACGACUAGAAGUGAACUGCUCGCUGUAUGUACUCUACUUAAUAUAGACUACAGCACCGACAGUGGAAAACCCAAUGAGAAAUGCAUCUAUUGGCUUACGACCAAAAGAAGUGCCUUUUACAUGGAAGAGAAAGGUACCUAUGAGGAGAGAGAGAGAGAGAGAGAGAGAGAGAGACACUGGCCCCGCCCACUUAUUCUGUCACUCGCCCUCUGCCAGCCAGGGCAUUCACGUCAACGUCUGUCAAUCACAGGGCCAGGAACCAAUCCUGGUGCCAGGAAACGAUGUUAGUUCCGCCCUCCCAGACCGGCACUACUGGCACAUGGUGGACCAUGCCCGUAGGUCAUAGGUCACGGUCUGGAGGUGACAGAGGCUCAUCAACGAGCCAGUCGCAGACUGAGGGCGUGGAGUGUCAGUGGAGGGGAUGGACCUAUUGGCAGAGGCGUGAGGUACCGGGCCGGGUCGUUAAGGGUGUUGACAAUCAGAUGAAAGAUGUCAUUCCCUCUGUCACUUUAUUAAGGUUUUGGCAUAUCAUGCAAGUUUUCAAUGCAAGC
Molecule: messenger RNA, 6850 nt
Organism: Salvelinus namaycush (lake trout)
Lineage: Eukaryota; Metazoa; Chordata; Actinopteri; Salmoniformes; Salmonidae
Product: voltage-dependent L-type calcium channel subunit alpha-1D-like
Exons: 47
Coding region: 1-6282 (2093 amino acids)
Biological process (GO): calcium ion import across plasma membrane
Cellular component (GO): membrane; voltage-gated calcium channel complex
Molecular function (GO): high voltage-gated calcium channel activity
Source: RefSeq, a predicted model, not a curated record